CGCGCCGCUCCAUCGCAGCGGUGACGUCACGCGUGCAUUGACUCGCGCUGGCCGAGAGCGAGAGGUUGAACAGACCGAGGGUUAGAGAGAGCAGUAGCCCGGGCCCACGGACAAAAACUCACCGAAAAGGAUUUACAUUCGCUACGUGUCGUCCAGCAAACACCCAAGUCUGCAAAGAGAGAGUGUUUUUCUGCUUUCCUAAAGCCCGGUCUGUCAGGAGUUACAGCAAGGUGCUGAAGCCCUUCUGUAGCACUGCAUUUGUGCGCAGUGUAACUGUAACUGAGGGUUGGUGAGCGCUGGUUUGCCUCCGUCGCUGUGGAAGUCACGAGAGAGAGCUCGUCAGAGGUCUGCCCUGUAGCAGAGUGGGACUCGAUGAAAGAUGACAGAGGAGGUGAUUGUUAUAGCCAAGUGGGACUACACAGCUCAGCAAGAGCAGGAACUGGACAUCCGGAAGAACGAGCGCUUGUGGUUGCUGGAUGAUUCCAAGACCUGGUGGAGGGUCCGCAACGCAUCCAACCGCACCGGCUACGUCCCCUCGAAUUAUGUGGAGCGCAAAAACAGUCUGAAGAAAACCUCUCUAGUGAAGAACCUGAAAGACACUCUUGGCCUGGGAAAAAUGAAAAGGAAGACUAGCGCUCGUGAUCCAUCUCCCACACCCAGCACAGAGGCAGAGUACCCGUCCAAUGGCAGCGCAGGAGGAGGUGGAGUGGGCGGAGCCGAGCGGAUCUAUGACCUGAACAUUCCCGCACUGGUGAAGUUUUCUUACGCAGCGGAGCGUGAAGAUGAACUCAACCUCAUUAAAGGGGAGAGGGUGGUCGUGAUGGAGAAGUGCAGCGACGGCUGGUGGAGGGGUAGCCAUGCCGGCCGCGUCGGUUGGUUCCCAUCCAAUUAUGUCCAAGAGGAGGUGGGAUACGCAGACCAUGAUGGGGUCUUUGGGGACUCUUUGGGGGGCUUCCGGUCCUUAAGGGUGGGGCAAGGGGCGGCGAUGGCCAAUGGCCGGCCGGGAGGCUCCGGGAGCUCCGUUCUGCAUGUGGUCCAGACUCUGUACCCCUUCAGCUCUGUCACAGAGGAGGAACUGAACUUUGAGAAGGGGGAGACGAUGGAAGUUUUGGAGAAGCCAGAGAAUGACCCAGAGUGGUGGAGGUGUAAAAACAGUCGAGGCGUGGUAGGUCUUGUGCCCAAGAACUAUGUUGUAGUGCUCGGUGAUGGGCCAGUUGCAAAGGGCUUGGGGUCGAGCCAUGGCUCUCCUCACAUCAGUCACACAGUUCCCUCACGUACAGGCAAAUUUGCUGGGAAGGAUUGGUACUACGGUAACGUGACACGGCACCAAGCUGAGUGUGCUCUUACUGAAAGAGGAGUGGUAGGGGACUUUCUGAUACGGGACAGUGAAUCAUCGCCCAGUGAUUUCUCCAUUUCUCUGAAGGCUGUUGGGAAGAACAAACACUUCAAGGUGCAGCUGCAGGACGGCGUGUACUGCAUCGGUCAGCGGCGUUUUAGCAGUAUGGAUGAGCUUGUAGAGCACUACAAGAAAGCGCCCAUCUUCACCAGUGAGCAAGGAGACAAACUCUAUCUUGUCAAGCCCCUUGCCUGAAUUCGUCACUUUUUCAUCAGACAUUACAUCUCCCUCUGAGCACCUCACUUCCCUUCUUUUCCUGCACACUACUCUGGCUUUACUACAUUCUUGAAUGAGGGGAAAAGCUCCUUUCAGAAGCAACUUCAAGGACUGUUUGACAUUUCAGAGCCCAAUAUCGCCUCCACUCCUGUAGGGAGCAAUAGAGAUGACCGUCCCUGAUAUAAGUUCCCGCUUUUUUUUUUUUUUUUUUUUUUUUUUUUAAUUUUUUUAAAGUUUUGGAUGUUUUGGUAAAGGAAAUACAGAAUGGCAUUUCAGGGAGCAACAUCUGUAGAACUCUCUCCCAGCCUUUGGGCAGCUGUUCUUUUGCUCUUCCUGUUGCUGGUUGAUCCACAACCUCAACCCACGUUAUAUUGGUUUACAUUUCUCUGCCCAAAAGAGCAUUACAGUAUGUAAUUAAGCAGAGGAGUAUAGAUUCAUAUGCAUGUCUUAACCUUGAUCCUUCAGAGCAAGGAGUGUGAUUUGGUUCCCAACAGAUGAUUUGUCUUCAUUCGUAGAGUUCAUCUGGUGGCCGUGUAACUUCUUUAUGUUCACACUGCAGCUGCCUAUCGCGUUACACUGACUGAAUCUGAAUCCAAACUAACUGCUGAGAUGACAGUCAGGUUUCACCCUGAAGUAAAGCAGUGCUGUCCCAUCCUCUGAGCUGUUAAAAACACAGUUUUUCCAUCUGCAGUCCCAUCAUACAUGAAGGCAGAGUUUGGACUUCUCUCCUCCUGCUGUGGAAACAUGCAUAGCUUUCCAGGAAAUUCGCCUGAAUCCAAAUCACUACAGGGUUUCUUCAGAAUCAGGGUACUUCAUUAAGGGAUAUAAAUGCUGCCGUUAUGACGGGUUAAAAGAGGUGGGUGUAAAGAAAGAGAUUGUCGCCUCUAAGAAAGUGGUUUCUGUAGAACAGGAGAGAGUUUGAAUGUGUGUCCUUUCAACCAAAUGUGCCACCCACUUCCAGUUGUGCUACUAUUGAUGUCUUACUGCACCUCACCAACAGGCUUCUCUGCUCUCAGUAACACACAAGUGAUUGUGAACACUAAUUCAAGAGUAAUUAACAAGAAUAUGAUUUUAUUUCUUUACUUUUGUCAAUUACUCGAAGUCUGUUGACCAAUAAGUGUGUUGGUCAAAGAGAUUUUAUUUUGUUGUUUUGGGUUUUUUAAAAAUCUUUUUUUCAAUUUGUCUGAAUGUUAUUGAGCAAUGUUAUUUAAUUCUUCUUUCCACUGUAUGUACAUAUACAUAUAUAUUACAAAAAGAUAUGGUGCAUAUAUGAAUCGUUUAGAUCCUGCAUUAUGGUACUGUUUUGAGGACAGUGUGGUGAGAAUUGAAAUACUUUUGUUCAAUAAAAGUUUUGCUACAUAACUUAAAAGGAA
Molecule: messenger RNA, 2985 nt
Organism: Carassius auratus (goldfish)
Lineage: Eukaryota; Metazoa; Chordata; Actinopteri; Cypriniformes; Cyprinidae
Product: cytoplasmic protein NCK2
Exons: 5
Coding region: 380-1591 (403 amino acids)
Biological process (GO): cell migration; negative regulation of endoplasmic reticulum stress-induced eIF2 alpha phosphorylation; negative regulation of PERK-mediated unfolded protein response
Cellular component (GO): cytoplasm
Molecular function (GO): receptor tyrosine kinase binding; signaling adaptor activity
Source: RefSeq, a predicted model, not a curated record